Molecule: messenger RNA, 3096 nt
Organism: Zophobas morio
Lineage: Eukaryota; Metazoa; Arthropoda; Insecta; Coleoptera; Tenebrionidae
Exons: 5
Coding region: 18-3077 (1019 amino acids)
Source: RefSeq, a predicted model, not a curated record
UCAAUCGCAACUCAUUGAUGUACCUUCUGGUGGGGGACGCAGAUAAUAAUAUCCUCCUCUACGAGAAAUACAGUCACUCGUACCUCAUGGAAAACCCGACCGUCUUUCGUUUUAUCGAUUUCCAAGAAAACAGCCUGCGAGACAUCGAAGCACACUUUAUUAGCGAAGACUGGGGUAAGUACCGGCUGCCACUUUCUCGUUUUUUGAAACUACGAUCUUCAGCUGGCAUCGACUGCACCACCAAGUUCGAAAAUGCACCAAAAGAAAAGGGAAAAGGCAAGAAAAUCGUGAAAAAAAAUCAAAGCGAUGACACCACAUACAUGCAGACUUUCAUGGAAAUGUACAUGAAAAGCAAGAGGAAUAGUGACGCGAAAACUCCGGGGGAAGAUUUUAAUAACAACGAAGAAACAUAUUCAAGCGACAAGAAAAAAGACGUUUGCAACAAUAGCAAAAUUGUUAUUCACGGGAACGUAACUAUUUUUGAUAAGAAUGAUAGCGAUGAUGAAGAAACGAAAAGAAAAAGAAUUGUUAGUACUGGAAAAAACGCCAAGUGUGAUGGUAGCGUCCAGUGCUCACUGUCCGCUUUGACUGCGUCGAUUCCGCAAGACGGAUUUUUUGCGUCAAAGGCAGAACUGGAUCGGAGUACUGUUAUCGGGUCGCAGUUUUUUAAACAACAAUGCAGCUCAAAGCGCGACGACGGCGUAAAACGCUCACCCUUGAAACAAGUACUUCUUCCUUCUGAUGUACAACUCGACCGGUCUAUUAAAAAACAAUUUGCUUUCACACCAAAGAAAUUCUCUCAUUGUAAAAGCUCACUUGGCGAGAGUUGCGCUAACUCCACACUAAGUCCAAGUUUCGAAAAUAAACCCAAAACCCAGAAGAUAACUUGGAGGUCGCCUUUGACGUACUCCCCAGCGGUAAAAUUUUCACCCAAACUCCCUUACAACCGACUAACCAUGAGUUCAACCGAAAGCGACGACCACCCAUCGUCGUUACACUCGACCCCACUAAACCCAGAAAUUUCUAAAAUUCUGAACAAAACAUCAAGCUCCACCUCGGAAACUCCAUCACACUCAAAAACGUUUUUUCCUUUGAGCGACAAAGCGUACGAAGAUUCGUCGUUAGAAGAGAAAGCAGACCGAACGGAAGAAGUUUUGGAAAAAGUUGGUGAUUUCGUGUCGACCCAGUUCCUCGAAAGUUAUGGCCUCAUUUCACCCUCGACUAAAACUAACACCCAGAUAAAAAGUCCGAACGAAUAUUACCACCACCUCUUAACACAAACCCAGUCGAAAGAAAAAAUGAAAGAAGUAAAAAAAGAAUUCGACAAUAACGAAAAGAAAAGGAAAAGAUGUGCGAAUUCUGAGAGUAGUGACGCCGGUAAACGACAAGAAACGGAUAAAAAACGGGUGGAUAGUAGAGAAAAAACUGACGCAACUCAAAGUCCAUACUUCUCUCAUUCUAGUAAGUCCGAAGCUAAAUCAACGAGUUCUCAGGAUGGUCCGACCAAAAAGGUUCACAUCAAGAAGCUGAUCAAACCUUCAAAGAGUCAAGGACACAGUUCUGACAGGCUAAUGCCAAGUUAUUCGAAAUAUCAGAAGGAAUUAAACCGGGAAGAACCAGCAGUGGUUCCUGAACGAACGUCGUUCGGGAGUUACUCUGCAUCCAGAGGACACUCUUUCGGUGACGAAAAAGAUGAUCCUUUUAAUGAUUCUAAACAAUCAGCGUUGAUGCAACUCGCGUUACCUCCGCAAUCUUUGCAGGAAGAUACUCGUAGCAGAAGGAACUCGAGUAAAACGGAUAGUCACAAUUUCGACGAUUAUGACGAUGACGAAUUCUUCUACGAUAUGGACGAUGAUGAUUUAUAUGACACUCUGACGUAUAUGGAUGAUCGUAGUAGAAGGUCGUUCGCUACGGUUAACCCCAUUUUCAAGCAAUAUGACGAUAUUUCUGCCGAUGAUGACUUGUCCGAUGGUAAUGGUAGAAGUAUGCCGGAGUACAGAAACUCGAGAACCAGCGUUGGGGAUGACAAUUUGUAUAGAAGUAGACCUCACUUUGUUGAAUAUGACACCCACAGAUCGAAUUACUUUCACCCAAUAGACAUAAAUGCACCUAGUACUUCACACUACCAUCCAAGAUAUGAAAAUCAUGAUCAUCAAUAUCAUAAAAAACCUGAAACUAUAACGAAUCCGAAUUACGAAAGUGAUCGCAGCGACCGACGUCGGGUUUCAUUUAGAUCCGAUGGGUAUUCCAACAAUUCGCUGACUCCCUACGGACGACAAUCGUUUCGUCCACCUUAUUAUUCGUUUUUGCCGCACGAGGAAACAUCGGACUUUCAUCAGAAUAAAGUCAGCGAAGAAGGCUAUCGAUAUAUAAGACAAAUGAUGGAAAAGGAGAACGAGCCUCCUCCAUACCAAGACAGGAAUGCUAAUUAUCACCACGCCCCCCAAAGCAUAUCGAGCGCUUUGGUGGAAGGUUCUUUAAACCCAAAUCUUCCAAGCUCCUCUAGUAGAGAUUUUGUUGAAGAGAGUCGUUUCGAUUUUGAAGGGUCCAGAAGGGAGCGCGCGCGUACGCCUUUCCAAGAACGACAGGAAGCAGCCCGUCCGGAGUAUCACACCCCUCGAAGCAGACCACCCCUUUUGGUACAACCUCCUUCAAGUCCAAGUUUUUCUAAUAGAAAUUUCGUUGACGAUGGUCAUUUUGAAAGGUCCAGUAGAGGCCACUUGUCGACACCUUUCCUAGAACAACUGGGACUCUAUCGAGACCAUUCUACCAGGGAUGCGGAGACGCCACGAAAUACCCCCCGAACCCGACCACGAGUUUUGACAGAACGUUCUAUAAACCUAAAUCCAGGUCCUUCUAAUAGAAAUUUCGUUGACGAUGAUCGCUUUGAUUUUGAAAGAAGACAGUUGCGUACACCUUUCCAAGAACAAGUGGAACCUUAUCCAGAGUAUUAUGGCCUGGAAGGAGACUUACCCCAAAGGCCACAAAUGCCGUUUUAUCGUGGAGAAACUUCUCCACCGUCCCGCUCGAGUGAUAGGUCCUACGUCAUGCAAAAAUUUUUCAAACAUUUGAAAUAGAAAUAAGUCACGCUAGGUU